Messenger RNA from Mugil cephalus (flathead mullet), 2472 nucleotides. RefSeq names its product protocadherin gamma-A11-like. Gene Ontology annotation, cellular component: plasma membrane. Lineage: Eukaryota; Metazoa; Chordata; Actinopteri; Mugiliformes; Mugilidae. The transcript has a single exon. Gene Ontology annotation, biological process: homophilic cell-cell adhesion. The record is from RefSeq and is a predicted model, not a curated record. Bases 70 to 2472 code for a protein of 800 amino acids. Gene Ontology annotation, molecular function: calcium ion binding.
AUUGGUAAAGCUGAUUGCAAAAGUGGAAUAACAUUUUACUUUGGUUCGACGGAUGUGCCUGAUAGAACAAUGAAACGGCAAGUACUGUUGUUGUUCUCGGUCGUCUUUCUGCGUUCAGUCGUCUGCCAGGUCAGCUACUCCAUUCCCGAGGAAAUGGCCAAAGGCUCUUUGGUCGGUAACAUAGCUCAGGAUUUAGGUUUAGAUGUGAAACGGUUACAAGCGGGCAAAGCUCGUAUCCACACGGGAGACAGUGUCGAGUACAUUCAGCUUAACAAGGAAAGGGGACUCCUCACGAUGAAAGAAAAAAUAGAUCGUGAAGCUCUCUGUGGCCAGACAACGCCUUGUGCCUUACAUUUUCAGAUUGCCUUAGAAAACCCGAUAGAAAUUUUUCCAGUAACCGUCGAAAUCACAGACAUCAAUGAUAAUUCUCCCGUAUUCGAAAAGGAGGAGAGGAGAUUUGAAAUAAGCGAGUCUGCAGUCAUCGGCUCCAAGUUCAUGCUAGAAAAGGCAAUGGACCCUGACAUAGGACUGAAUGGUCUUCAGAGCUACACACUGAAACCCAACGACAAUUUUAUUCUUAAAUUGCACGGUCAGUCUGAUGGCGGAAAAAAAGUCGAGAUGAUUUUACAAAAACCGCUGGAUAGAGAGAAGCAGGAGUUUGCAUCGUUAUUAUUAACGGCUGUAGACGGAGGUGAGCCGCAAAGGUCUGGGACUAUGCAAAUUCAUAUUACAGUAUUAGACAUUAAUGAUAACGCUCCUGUUUUUACGCAAGCGGUUUACAAAGCAGGCGUGAACGAGAAUUCAGUUAAGGGUACAUUCAUUACCAAAGUCAGUGCCUCUGACGCAGACAAAGGCUCCAAUGGCGAGGUUAGCUACUUAAUAGGCAAUAGCAUGACAGGUGUGUCAAAAUUAUUCCACAUUACAGAAGACGGUCAUCUUAUAUUAAAUGGCCCUGUAGAUUAUGAAAAGGCCAAAAAAUAUGAGAUUGAUGUGGAGGCGGUGGACCGAGGAGGUCUUUCAGAUUCUAGCAAAGUGAUUAUUGAUGUAAGUGACAUUAAUGACAACAGCCCUGUUAUAAAAAUAAUAUCAUCUUCAAAUUCAAUAGCGGAGGGUUCGCUUUCGAACACAGUGGUAGCUGUAAUGAGUGUAAAUGAUCCUGAUUCUGAAGAAAAUGGGAAGGUCCGAUGUGUGAUUAAUAAAAAUACGCCGUUUUCAAUUACUUCUACAUCAAGUAAUUUUUAUAGCUUAGUGAUAGACAGUGAUUUAGACAGAGAGAGAGCUUCUGAGUAUAAUAUCACAGUGAACUGCUCUGAUGAGGGAGUGCCCUCCCUCUCCAGCAGCGUCACUCUCACCUUACAGAUCUCAGAUGUGAAUGACAACGCACCUGUCUUUGAGAGGAGCUCAUAUGAGGCCUACAUUGUAGAAAACAACACACCAGGACUUUCUAUAUUCACAGUGAAAGCCAGAGACGCUGACUGGAACCAGAAUGCCCGUGUUUCUUACAUACUGGAGGACUCCUCUGUUAAUGGAGUGCCAGUCUCCUCAUAUGUGUCCGUUAGUGCUGAUAGUGGAGUCAUCCACGCAGUGCGCUCUUUUGACUACGAGCAGAUCAAAGAUUUUCAGUUCCACGUUAAAGCUCAGGAUGGAGGCUCUCCUCCACUCAGUAGUAACGUAACAGUGAAAAUAAUGAUCCAGGACCAGAACGACAACCCUCCUCAGGUUCUGUAUCCAGUCCAGACUGGUGGCUCUCUGGUGGCUGAGAUGGUUCCUCGUUCAGCAGAUGUGGGCUAUCUGGUGACUAAAGUGGUGGCUGUUGAUGUGGACUCUGGACAGAAUGCCUGGCUCUCCUAUAAACUACAGAAAGCCACAGACAGGGCGCUGUUUGAAGUGGGUUUACAGAAUGGAGAAAUCAGAACUAUCCGCCAAGUGACUGAUAAAGAUGCUGUGAAACAAAGACUGACUGUUAUAGUGGAGGACAACGGGCAGCCCUCUCGUUCAGCUACAGUUAUUCUUAACGUGGCGGUGGCGGACAGCUUCCCUGAAGUGCUGUCGGAGUUCACUGACUUUCCACAUGACAAGGAGUACAAUGACAACCUGACUUUUUACUUAGUGCUGGCUCUGGCUGUAGUUUCCUUCCUCUUCAUCACGUGUUUAGUGGUUAUCAUAUCAGUGAAGAUCUACAGGUGGAGACAGUCUCGCAUCCUGUAUCACUCCAACCUCCCUGUGAUUCCAUAUUAUCCACCACGUUACUCAGACACUUUGGGGACAGGGACUCUCCAACACGUGUACAAUUACGAGGUGUGCAGGACGACUGACUCCAGAAAGAGUGACUGUAAGUUCGGCAGAGCUGGUAGUCAGAACGUGUUGAUAAUGGACCCCAGUUCUACAGGGACGAUGCAGCGGAUGCAGACUGAGAAGAGCAUCCUGGAUGAACCAGACUCUCCUCUGGAGGUUGGAAUUUUUCAAUUCUAA